AUGUCAGCACAGCAAAUAUCGCGGAGUCUUCUCCGUCGUACAGUCCAGCGAUCGCAGAAUCUGACCGCAACGAUUGAGGCUGUUCGAUUCACCACCGCUCGGAGAUCUAUUCACUAUGCACGAAGCGGUAUAUCUGCUAUAACACCAUCUCAGAACCGUCGCAGGCCGACCUUACGCCCUAGUCAUCAGAUUUCAGCUCUACCGAAAAUCAAUGGACCUUCUACAGGCAACAAGCGAUCUAUAUUCAUCCAGACGGAAUCGACGCCAAACCCGGAUGCACUCAAAUUCUUACCUAACCAUCGCGUCUUGCCGGAAGGGUUUCCAACUCCCUUUUUAGAAUACUUGUCGCCGAGGUCGACUCUCGCUCCGCCGCACCCUUCACCGUUAGCAGCUAAACUGCUAAAUAUCGAAGGCAUCUCCUCCGUCUUCUAUGGACCUGAUUUCAUAACAGUGACAAAACAAAGCGACGUCAACUGGGCGCAUGUCAAACCCGAGGUCUUUAGUCUGAUCACCGAAGUCGUCACUUCCGGCGAACAGAUUGUGAAUACCGUUGAGCGCACUUCCGGUGCGCAGGAUGCACAGGAAGGUGGCAACGAAGAUACCUUGGCGUAUAAUGAAGAGGAUGACGAAGUAGUUGGAAUGAUCAAGGAGUUGUUGGAGACUCGCAUUCGACCGGCUAUCCAAGAAGAUGGAGGAGAUAUCGAGUUUCGCGGAUUCGAGAAUGGAAUUGUCCUGUUAAAGUUGCGAGGAGCUUGUCGAACUUGCGACUCGAGCACCGUCACGCUCAAGAAUGGUAUCGAGUCGAUGCUUAUGCACUAUAUUGAGGAAGUACAGGGCGUGCAACAAGUUUUAGACCAGGAGGAAGAAGUGUCGAUGCAUGAAUUUGCCAAAUUCGAGGAAAAACUGCGACAGCAGAAGGGACCUGGUGCUACGGCUUCGUCGCCAUUAGGUGGGGCUCAGGCUUAA
Talaromyces amestolkiae is the source of this 966-nucleotide messenger RNA. RefSeq lists its product as uncharacterized. NCBI's taxonomy places the organism in Eukaryota, Fungi, Ascomycota, Eurotiomycetes, Eurotiales, Trichocomaceae. The record is from RefSeq and is a predicted model, not a curated record. Gene Ontology annotation, cellular component: mitochondrion. Bases 1 to 966 code for a protein of 321 amino acids. Gene Ontology annotation, molecular function: iron ion binding; iron-sulfur cluster binding. Gene Ontology annotation, biological process: iron-sulfur cluster assembly. The transcript has 3 exons.